CCGGUCCCUUUAACGCGUCUCACGUGGGACUCACGGUCGGGGCUGUCUCGCGUGCUGACAGCUGAGGCAAACUCAUCGGUCCUUUCUUUGCCUUCUGACCCCGUCCGCCUCACUUCAACGUCACCGCGGUUUCAUUUAUGUUCGGAUAAUAACAAACGGAGUCAUAGUCAACGUGUUAGCCGGCGACAGAAACGCCACCUUUCCUUGAGAAGCGUCACUAGUUAGUGGUUUGCGGGCAAGGGUUGGGGGGGUCCCGCUGUGGUAGCCACACACCAAGAGAGGACGACGCGACGAUCCACGAGGAAUUCGGACUCCGUAAAUUUCACUGACACCGCUGCGAAAUGGUGAUAACGACAGAAGAACUCGAGCAGAUCCUCCUGCGAAUGACGGAGCCCGACAACGAGGUCAUCCAGCAUGUCACGAUCCGGCUGAAGCAGGUUUUCAAAGACCCGGCCAUCAUCCCUGCCCUUUGUGCUGUCAUGAGAGGCUCCCAAAAUCCGCAGGUCCGUCAGUCGGCCGCAGUGAUGCUCCGGAUGAGAGUGAAGAAACAAUGGAGGAAGAUAAAACCCCCUGACAGAGAAAGUCUCAAGGCGGUGGUGUUGCAGGCAUUCAUGCAGGAAACAGAACACCAAGUGCAGCACUCGCUUUCCCAGUUGUGCGCCUUGAUGGUCAAGCACGAGACCCCCGAGAGCUGGCCUGCCCUUCUGCAGCUCCUCAAUCAAGCCACCAAGAGCGUCAACCCACACGAUAGACAGGUUGGACUGCUGCUCCUGAACAAGGUGAUCGAGUCCAACCCGGAGCCAUUCCAGCCUCACUACUGCCAACUUCUGCAGCUUUUUAGCACCGUGUUACAGGACCACAACAACCCGACAGCCUUGUACUACUGCAUCCUCAGCCUUACGGCCAUGACCGUUUACACUGGCACCCAGCAUAUGAACCAGAUGCGCUCCAUCAUCCCAAUUUUGAUUGUCGCUGUGAAACAGCUUAUUAAAGCAGAUGAGAGCCAAGCUAGUGAGGCAAUGGAGGUAUUCAAAGCGCUAAUGGAGAGCGAAGUGUCCAUCAUUGUGCAUCACGUUGCAGACAUGGUUCGCUUCUUCUUGGAGGUGGGCGGGGAUACCACGCUGACUGACUCGCUGCGUGUCAGAGCCCUCUCUUGCAUUGCCUUUCUCAUCAAGUUGAAGAGCAAGACAGUGCUGAAGCAAAAGCUGCUCCUCCCCAUCCUGCAGGCCAUCUUUCCCAUUUUGACUGCAACACCUCCGCCCGGUCAGCACGACCCGGAGGAUGAUGAAGAUGACAACGGAGAUGGCGAAGAAAAUGACAAUCCUAAACAUUGUGCCGCUCAGGUCAUUGACACCAUGGCGCUCCACAUGCCCCCCGAGAAACUUUUCCAUCAGCUGAUGCCGCUGACUCAGAUCUGCCUGGCCAGUGAUAACCCCUAUCAGAGGAAGGGCGGCCUCAUGUGUCUUGCUGUGCUGGCUGAAGGAUGUGCAGAUCAUAUACGCACCAAGAUGCUGUCGUCGGUGCUGCAGACAGUCUGCCAGAGUCUUUCAGAUGCUGAUCAUGUUGUGCGCGGUGCCGCUCUCUUUGCCCUGGGACAGUUCUCGAAACAUUUACAGCCUGAAGUGAGUAAACAUUGUGAGGAAUUGAUGCCUUUGCUGCUCGGCUAUCUUUCGUCUUUAAACCAGGCCAAGGUUGGCCAUGUCACUAAGGCCUUUUAUGCGCUGGAGAAUUUCAUGGAGAACUUGGGAGCAGAUAUUGAGCCGUACCUCCCCACCUUGAUGAACACCAUGUUGUCUUCCCUCAACAGCACAGACAGCCUGAAAAUCAAAGAACUCACCGUGUCCGCCAUCGGCGCCAUUGCCAACGCGGCCAAGGAGCUGCUGGCUCCAUACUUCCCUUCAAUCAUUGAAAGCCUGAAGGGCUUUCUGACGGCCACCACAGAGGAAAUGAGGUCCCUGCAAACUCAAUCUUUAGACACGCUCUCCGAGCUGGCUCGAACCAUCGGCAAAGAGGUCUUUGCUCCUCUUGCCGCCGAAUACGUUCAACUUGGCCUCAAACUCACCGACUCCAUCGACGACCCUGACCUGAGACGCUGCACGUACAGUCUGUACUCAUCCCUGUCCACAGUCAGCCCGGACUGCCUGACUCCUCACCUCACUCCCAUUACGACAAUCAUGCUGCUCGCCCUCAAGUCCAACGAAGGCAUCACGGCCCACCUUGAUGAGGACAAGACGUUCGUCCUGCUGGACGACGAUGAUGACGAUGACGACGAUGACGACGACGAUGACGACGACGACGAUGAUGACGACGAUGACGAUGACAAGGCAAAGGAUUCGGAUGAAUUUCUGGACGAGGAGCCAGACUCGGAUCUCCAUGAUGCCGCGUUCAGUGUGGAGAACGCCUACAUUGAUGAGAAGGAGGAUGCAUGCAUUGCGCUGGGAGAGAUCGCCUACAACACUGGCGCUGUCUUCCAGCCCUUCUUGGAGUCGAGCUUCCAGCAGGUUUUCGAAAUGAGAGAUUAUCCCCACGAGGAUGUUCGCCGGGCAGCAUUCGGAGCCAUGGGUCAAUUCUGUCGGGCACAGCACAAAGUUUGGAUCGAGAAUCCCACUGACUUCAAUCACCAAGCCUUGUUGAAGAUGCUGGACGUGGUGAUUCCCAGCUUUCUGGAGACAGUGCGCACCGAGCCAGAGCGCCAAGUUGUGAUGGGCAUCCUGGAAGCGAUGAACAGCGUCAUACAGUCCUGCAAGGAGGAGGUUUUCAAGAACCCCACUCGCCUCAAGGAGAUCAGCACCGUCAUCCGCGACGUUUUGAAGAAGAAGACUGCAUGUCAGGACAGCGAUGAAGCUGAUGACGACGACCAAGAGGCAGAGUAUGAUGCCAUGCUCCAGGAGUUUGCGGGUGAAGGGAUCCCCCUCCUGGUUGCUUCUGUGUCAGCGGCCAGCUGCGCUCCUUUCCUCAAUGACCUGCUGCCUCUCAUCUUGAGCAAAACUAAAUCCUCAUGCACAGAGGCUGAAAAGUCAUUUUCUCUGGGUACCAUCGGAGAAAUUCUAAAGGCUCUGAUCAGCACGUCCGGUGGUCGGGAACUGGCGGGCCAACUGUCCAGUCGUGUCCUCCCCGUCUUGGUCGCCGGAGUGAAAGAAAGUGAUGCGGAGGUCCGCAACAACAGCGUAUUUGGACUGGGAUGUCUCGCUCAGGCCGCUGGUCCCCUUGUAGCCUCUGAUUAUCCCACCAUGCUGUCGGUCUUUUCAAACAUGCUGGCCAAAGAGACUGACCCCAGAGUGAUUGAUAACCUGUGCGCAGCCCUCUGCAGGAUGAUUUUGAGCAACAUGGACGCCGUCCCAUUGGAGCAGGUUGUUCCGGUUAUGGUUGCUCGUUUUCCUCUCAAAGAGGACAUGGAGGAGAACAAGACUGUGUUCAGCUGCCUGGCCAUGCUGUACUCUCACUAUCCCACUCUGCUUUGUUGCCUUCCAGAUUGUCCAGCUAAUGAAGCCUAUAGUUGACUCGUCCUGCCAUGUGCUUGGCAACAAGGAAGUGGAUAAAGAAACGCAGAAAAUGGUGGCCACGUUGUUGAAGCAGUUUGCUCAGCAGCACCUAGCGGACUUCCAGGCGGCCGUGAACUCGCUUCCCGGAGAGGAGCAGGCCAAGCUCGGCGCCGUUAUCAGCAUGGCGUGAUGGCAAGCUGCAUGAGGAACAGUCAGGCAAAGCAGUUCAUUUUUAUACUUGUUAGGGAAGAAAAAAAAAAGAUACACCACUCAUUGUUCCAACGCUAACAAAGUUUUUCUUGCCAGAAUCCA
Messenger RNA from Hippocampus zosterae (dwarf seahorse), 3794 nucleotides. It is a transcript of the gene ipo4, whose product is annotated as importin 4. Gene Ontology annotation, cellular component: cytoplasm; nucleus. Gene Ontology annotation, molecular function: small GTPase binding; nuclear import signal receptor activity. Bases 342 to 3500 code for a protein of 1052 amino acids. The transcript has 30 exons. Gene Ontology annotation, biological process: protein import into nucleus. Lineage: Eukaryota; Metazoa; Chordata; Actinopteri; Syngnathiformes; Syngnathidae. The record is from RefSeq and is a predicted model, not a curated record.